Molecule: messenger RNA, 2056 nt
Organism: Paramacrobiotus metropolitanus
Lineage: Eukaryota; Metazoa; Tardigrada; Eutardigrada; Parachela; Macrobiotidae
Product: meprin A subunit beta-like
Exons: 5
Coding region: 113-1981 (622 amino acids)
Biological process (GO): proteolysis
Molecular function (GO): metalloendopeptidase activity; zinc ion binding
Source: RefSeq, a predicted model, not a curated record
CGUAAAUCAUAAUAAAUUUUGUUACAAAUUAUGCAGCAAAUUGCAAAUAUUCGUAACUGUUUGUAUCGGUACCACACGGCAAUCUUGGACUUUUUGAUGCUUUUAGAUUUCGAUGCGCGGUUUUUAUUUGCAAAAGAGCGAUACCAUGUUUUUGAGACCAAUGCGUCGCGUUGUCUUGUUACUACUUGUUGCAAUUUUAGGCAGGGCGGAUGGUGCUCCCGCAUCUCUAGAUUUAGGAGCCAUAAAGAAGUCUGCCGGGACAUUGUCAACACUGCCACCGUGGCAAGACAUACUGUGGCCACCCGCCACUAGCGAGGACGUCGAGACCGACGCCGAAGCCAACCGGCUGGCAGUCCCUUCCGCACUCAUUGGCCGCAUGCCCAGAUACGACUACAACUACUGGAACCACAGUGGAAACUGUGUCCCCUACGAAAUGCAUUCUGCAUUUGAUCCUGAGAUGCGCCAGCAGAUUGAAAUUGCCCUGACCGCCAUAGAACAGGCAACGCACGGCUGUAUCGGAUUCAAGCAGCGAGAGCAUCAGGAGGAAUAUAUUACGUUCAUUCGAUCUCGUGCAGCGUUAUGCACCGCUGAACUAGGAAGGACACCUAGUAAACCGACAAAGGUCAUUCUCGGAAAGGGAUGCAUGGGGAACGGCACGGUCAUGCAUGAAGUAAUCCACGCGCUGGGCUUCUACCAUGAACAUAGCCGUCCUGAUCGCAAUUUCUACGUGGAUGUGUUUCUGCACAACGCGCAGAAGGGUACAGACGAGCGUAAUUUUGACAUCCUCCAGGAUAUGCCGGUAUUUAACCUGCCGUACGACUAUGAAUCCAUAAUGCACUAUGCACCCACGGAUUUUGCCUUCAAUGCCCAGCAGAGAGUGAUCGUGCCGAAGAUCCAUGCACCGCUGAAUAUUGGCCAUCGCCAGCAGCUGAGCAUGCUGGAUGUCUUACGACUCAAAAUCGCCUACGGAUGCCUAGACGAGAACCUGGCACCCGUCAGCAAGAAACUGUCUAAUCCAUGCAGCACAGAAUCAUCCAGAGAAGACGAACAGCCGGAACUGAUGGCGAGUACCGUUCGCAGUGCAUUGGCGUACUUAUCGAACAAAGAGCAAGUGGACCCGACCAGAGAUUCAAACAGAGAUUUCAGAAACCAGCGGAUGGAGGUAGUUGCGUCGGAGUCGUUAUCGUGGUUCUCCAACAAACCAAUGACGAAAGACCAGUGUGCCGCCCAGUUCACGCACAAGUGUUGGCCCAUGCAACAAGACGUGGCCACCUGCGCAAGAUUCUGGGGUCUUGAGCUGAACUGCGAUUCCUCGUUAACCCUCGCUGAGAUGCAGCACAUUAUCGGGGUCCUAUCAAAACCCCCAAUUCGUCCGGUGCGUGUACAGUUGUACGAUGGACCGCUGAUCACAAGCAAGAAUUUUGCAUCCCUACAGAAGCGUGUGGUUCAGUUUACCUUGAAGAUCUGUGUCAACGGGCGCACGUCCGGCAAGCUAACGGAACUGAGCUUCACCGAACUCCGAGAAUUUCGCUUGCAUUCCUGCUACGACUUAGAAAUUAAACAUGCUGAUUUUAAACAGUCGGGGAAUCUACAGAUAAUCAUCUUCGAGGAAUCAACGAUUUUGUCAAUUGAAAGGUUGACAUUUACGGACCUCCUGCAUCUGCGAAUUCUCUCCCUGGAAUUCGGACCGCUGAAACUGUUGAAUUCCGAUGAUCGCUUCCGCACGCACGUCGAAUCCCUCCACUGUCACUGUCGGUUUUCCUGGUUUCGACGGUGGUUGAAGGUUGACAACAAGUUAUUGUGGAAAACGGAGCCCGGGGCGAUUUAUAAGCUGAAGAAAGCGUUUCGUAAUACUGGCUUUACAAAAAGGGAUCUGUAUUUCCCCGUAGACUGUAACAAGCACAUUCCAUUAAAUGCCUCUCUCGUUAAUUUCGAUGAGUCAGAGUACUCUCUUCAUGAUACCUAUUGCCGUGACAAUUAACUUCUCCGAUAUGCAGCAUCUAAUAAUCCGAUAACAAAUUGAUGGUGUUGAGGCUGAACGUCUUUUAUUAUUAUU